Messenger RNA from Impatiens glandulifera, 1733 nucleotides. Its product is annotated as arogenate dehydratase/prephenate dehydratase 1, chloroplastic-like. Gene Ontology annotation, cellular component: chloroplast; cytoplasm. NCBI's taxonomy places the organism in Eukaryota, Viridiplantae, Streptophyta, Magnoliopsida, Ericales, Balsaminaceae. Gene Ontology annotation, molecular function: prephenate dehydratase activity; arogenate dehydratase activity. The transcript has 11 exons. The record is from RefSeq and is a predicted model, not a curated record. Gene Ontology annotation, biological process: L-phenylalanine biosynthetic process. The coding region runs from base 320 to 1516 and encodes 398 amino acids.
UAAACUUCACCUCCUCCACCUUCUUUCUUUCUUUCUUUCUUUCUUUCUUUGCUAUAGGUGAAAACGUGUAUACCAACAUUCUGCUUCGGUUCACCUACUUUAUCUCUUCUGACCCCCUCCCUCAUCUGCGAAGACUUCCAUUUCCUCGUACAACUCUCUCGUGGGUUCCACUCCGACCCUUCUCUGUCGCCACUAUUUCUUCCCCAUUGCGACUCUACUAUCUCCAUUACUUACCCAGAAACACCCACGAAUUUUGAUGAUUCUGGGUUAUCUGCCCCUCUCUUUCCCUGCAUUGCAAACUUUCAGACUGGUACCGUAAAUGGCUCUAAAGGCUGCUCCAAUCUGGGUCUCCGUUAAUCGCUCUCGUCUACAAUUCGACGCUACAGAUUUCGGCUCUAAGCGUUCUUCCCGCCGCUUCACUGUUAGAUUCGGUCUAGAAAAAUAUGGGAAAUGGGAGUGUUGUGGCUCACUGGCUCAGAGGGCCACGAUCCCUGUUGAAAACGAGGAACAGGUCAAGCCUGGAUUAGGCACAAUUUGUGAAGAUGAUGAGACCCAGAUUACUGAAACCAAAGGGUUUCAUAAGGAUCUCAAUUCCCUCCCAAGACCUUUAUCUGCAGCUGAUCUUACUCCACAAGCUAGUGAUGGCUUGAAAGUGCGAGUUGCUUAUCAAGGAGUUCCAGGCGCCUAUAGUGAAGCAGCUGCAAUUAAAGCUUACCCAAAAUGUGAGACUGUCCCAUGUGAUCAGUUUGAGGCUGCAUUCAAGGCGGUUGAAUUGUGGUUAGUGGACAAAGCAGUGCUACCUAUUGAGAAUUCAGUUGGUGGAAGCAUCCAUCGUAACUAUGAUCUACUUCUUCGACAUAGACUACACAUUGUAGGAGAAGUGCAGCUGGUUAUUAAUCAUUGUCUCCUAGCAUUGCCUGGCGUUAGAAAAGAGGAGCUAAAGCGUGUAUUUAGCCAUCCUCAGGCACUUGCUCAAUGCGAGAUGACCUUGACCAAGCUUGGAAUUGUCAGAGUAAAUCACGACGAUACUGCUGGUGCUGCUCAGGCUGUGGCUGCCAAUGGCCAAAGAGAUACUGGAGCGGUUGCAAGUGCUAGAGCUGCAGAGAUUUAUGGACUUGACAUUGUUGCGCAAAGAAUACAAGAUAAUUCUGAAAAUGUAACCCGCUUCUUGAUACUAGCAAGAGAACCUAUAAUUCCGGGCACUGACAAGGCAUAUAAGACUAGCAUUGUUUUCACUCUAGAUGAAGGCCCUGGAAUACUAUUCAAAGCAUUGGCAGUGUUUGCUCUAAGAAACAUUAACUUGACCAAGAUUGAGAGCCGGCCCCAAAGGAAACGUCCACUGAGGGUUGUUGAUGACACUAACAGAGGAAGUGCAAAGUAUUUUGAUUAUCUAUUCUACAUAGAUUUUGAAGCUUCCAUGGCAGAUCCUCGUGCACAAAAUGCUCUAGGACAUCUUCAGGAGUUUGCAAGAUUUCUUAGGGUUCUUGGAAGUUACCCAAUGGAUACAAGUUUAUGAAGAAAACGAAACUUCAUCGUACUCUUUGGCUGGUGGCUUCAUCACCAUGGGAUUCCUUCUGCUUUUCCAUCUACUACACAUUGGGCUGCUGUUUACUGUUGUGUUGCAGAAGAAGAAUAUUUUUUUUUCUCAGAUCUCUCUCUGUCUAGUAUUUAUUUAUUAUACAGAUUACAGAUGAACUAUUUUUUUGUUUGUAUUUUGUAUUUGUAUACAGAAG